AUGCUCCCUCUCGGAUUGCUCAACGCGGCCCAGGGCCACCCCAUGCUGGUCGAACUCAAGAACGGAGAGACUCUAAAUGGUCACCUGGUCAUGUGCGAUACGUGGAUGAACCUCACCCUGAAAGAGGUUGUGCAGACAAGCCCGGAAGGAGAUAAAUUCAUGCGCCUCCCAGAAGUCUACGUCAAAGGAAACAAUAUCAAAUACCUUCGCGUCCCCGACGAAAUCAUCGACCAGGUCACCGAGCAGCAGAAAGGCCAGCAGGGCGGCUUCCGUGGCGGUCGCGGCGGCCACCAGUCAAGAGGCGAUCACGGCGGCCGUGGAGGCGGCGACAGGGGAAGAGGGGGCCGUGGCGGAGGCAGAGGAGGCCGUGGAAGGGGACGUGGCCAGUAG
Messenger RNA from Trichoderma virens Gv29-8, 390 nucleotides. RefSeq lists its product as uncharacterized. The record is from RefSeq and is a predicted model, not a curated record. Gene Ontology annotation, cellular component: spliceosomal tri-snRNP complex; P-body; U6 snRNP. Gene Ontology annotation, biological process: mRNA splicing, via spliceosome; nuclear-transcribed mRNA catabolic process; P-body assembly. The transcript is spliced from 4 exons. Bases 1 to 390 code for a protein of 129 amino acids. Gene Ontology annotation, molecular function: U6 snRNA binding. NCBI's taxonomy places the organism in Eukaryota, Fungi, Ascomycota, Sordariomycetes, Hypocreales, Hypocreaceae.